AUGGCUUUUAAAAAUUUUGUUAUUAAAGUUGCUGUUUUUCUUUUUAUAUUGUUUAAAAUUACUCUUGAGGAAAUACUAACAUGUGGCACUUCAUCAUAUCAAGUAUCAUAUUUUCCAACGUUGUCUUUUGGUAAAAUAAAUUCUACAGAUGGUAAUUUACAAAGUUCUACACCUCAUUUUUAUGUGCCAGGAAAACAUUAUUUUCAAAAUAUGACUUAUUCUCUUACUUCUAAUAAUUUAUGUGAAGCAAAUAGAGAUUCUAAUAAUAAAAAUCAUAAUAAAAAUUUUAAUAAUCAAAAUAAUGUUGUAACUCUUUGUAAAGAUUGUUAUACUUGUCCACAAAAAUUAACAAAAAUUUAUAAUUUACUUCAAGAGAUAGCUAAAGAAAAUAAUAUUAAUUCAUUACUUGUUAUAAUUCCAAAUAUGAAAGAAUAUAAUUUUAAUGUUCGAGGAGUUUCUGAGAUUGCUAUAACAUUUGCUUUUACAUCAGAAAAUAUCAAAGAUGUGUCUGUUUGUGAAUUGACGGAUACCAUUGAAUCUGAUGCAUUGAGAAGUUUCUCUAAAACAUCAGUUCUUUUUGUUUCUAUUUCUUUCAUUAUAUUAAUGGUUAUAUCAUUAGCUUGGUUGGUGUUUUAUUAUAUUCAAAGAUUUCGUUAUGCUCAUGCUAAGGAUAGAUUACAAAGAAGAUUAUUUAAUGCUGCUAAAAAAGCUUUAACAAGAAUACCAACAAAAUCAGUGAAACAUGGUGAUAAAGAAAUGGAAUCAGAAUGUCCUAUUUGUAUUGAUCCAUAUAAUGCUGGUGAUAUUAUUAGAAUUUUACCAUGUGGACAUAUUUAUCAUAAGACAUGUUCAGAAAUAUGGCUACUUGAACAUAGAACAUGUCCUCUAUGUAAAAGUGAUAUUCUUAAAGCAUUUGGUUAUCAUUUAACUGUUGGUGGAAAAAAAAGAGGAAAUCCCCAAAUUACAACCUCUCGUGGAUCACAUGGUCAAAGAACUUUAGAAGAACAUAUUCAUAUAUCUAGAAGAGAAAAUAAUAAUUCAGUUUCAGAGAGAGCCAGUUCAAAUACCUCAAGUGAUAGUAGAAUUUUAGCUGAUGGACAUUCACCAUUAUCUGAUACUGUAAUGUAUCCAUUUUCAGAAAGAAGUGAUAUACAAGAUCCAUUUACAUUUUUAGGAUCAUCAUCACCACAAUUAGUACAAGUAAUAAAUGCCAGUAAUACAAAAAAUUUUCAAUUAAUUCCUUUAGCUGUUCAUAUGGGAACCUCAACAAUAAAAAAAAAAGUAUCAAAUGACUCGAGUCAUCAGGAAUUUGAAGAUAAUCCAAAACGGGUAUUUAAAAAUGAUAAAAAUAUUUUAACAAAAAAUGUUGGUGAUAUAACAAAUAAAAAUGUUGGACAAAAUAUAGAGGGUAAAAAACGGGAAUCGUUUAAUCUUACUGCUACAGAUGUUGAACCAAAAUCAAUGCGUGGAAAAUUUGUUAAUUUAAUUCAUUGCCCAAAUGAAAAACCAUCAUUUCGUUUUAUGUCAAUUGAUGGUUCUUCUCCUACAAUUAAAACAUCCCCUGAAUCAGUAUCUUUAAACAAAAAUAAAUUAGCAAAUUUGGAAGGAUCUUCAGUAUCAUCAACAUCCUCUCUUUUCUCCUCAUCAAGACCAACUGCAACUAUUCGUAGCACUAAUACUGCCUCAUCAUUAUCUUUAAAUAACUCUGAAAAUGAUAUUCUUAGUAUAAUGCCUGGAUUUAUAAAAGAUAUAACACCUAAUUCUUUGAUAGAUGAUGAAUCACCAAUAAAUGGUAUUAGUAAUAUAACGGCAACAGCAAUGAUACAUCAACCACCAAAUCAAAAUAUUCAUAAGAAUGAUUUUUAA
Molecule: messenger RNA, 1866 nt
Organism: Strongyloides ratti
Lineage: Eukaryota; Metazoa; Nematoda; Chromadorea; Rhabditida; Strongyloididae
Product: Protein goliath
Exons: 2
Coding region: 1-1866 (621 amino acids)
Source: RefSeq, a predicted model, not a curated record